This is a messenger RNA of Culicoides brevitarsis, 1965 nucleotides long. It is a transcript of the gene PICK1, whose product is annotated as PRKCA-binding protein. Gene Ontology annotation, cellular component: neuron projection; synaptic vesicle; postsynaptic early endosome. Gene Ontology annotation, biological process: dendritic spine maintenance; regulation of Arp2/3 complex-mediated actin nucleation; intracellular protein transport. Gene Ontology annotation, molecular function: protein domain specific binding; protein kinase C binding; phospholipid binding. Lineage: Eukaryota; Metazoa; Arthropoda; Insecta; Diptera; Ceratopogonidae. Bases 130 to 1920 code for a protein of 596 amino acids. The transcript is spliced from 4 exons. The record is from RefSeq and is a predicted model, not a curated record.
AAAAAUUUUCCUCCCACGACACAUUUUUGGGGGAAAAACGUCAUCCCUUAUCAGUUUUCCAUAAAUUUUCCAGCUGUUCAUCGCUGAAAAUCACAAGAAAAUUGACAAAUUUCGUGAAAUUCGGGCAAAAUGUUGCAAGAAUACGCUGACGAGGAUGGUUUUUUCUUCGAGGAGGAUAAAAUGGCUCUGCUCGACAAGAAAGACGAGCCAAAGCAAGAAAAAUCGCAGGAAGCAAGUAGUUCAGCAUUUCCCACAAAUAACCAGUUGCCCGAAGCCAAGUUAUACGAUGGCAUUUGUGGCGAAAUCGCAAAGGAAGCCUUUCCGAAUGACACGCAAUAUUUCACUUACGAAGCCAGAAGCAUUAAUUAUGAGAAACUUGAACGAGAUCGGUUGGGAAUGACUGUCUCCACGGGCAUGGUGAAGAUCGAAAAGGACUCAUCGAACAUGAUUGGCAUCAGUAUUGGGGGCGGCGCGCCUUAUUGCCCGUGUCUUUAUAUUGUUCAAAUUUUUGACGGCACCCCAUCCGCCAAAGAAGGCACCCUUCAGUCAGGAGACGAGCUUCUCGCCAUUAACGGCACCUCUGUGAAGGGCAAGACGAAAGUUGAGGUUGCCAAGAUGAUCCAAGGAGCUGAAAAACUUGUCAAAAUUCACUAUAACAAGCUUCAUGCGGACCCGGAGCAAGGCGAAACGCUCGAUAUUGUGCUAAAAAAGAUGAAACAUCGUCUCGUCGAGAACAUUAGUGCGAACAUGGCUGAUAAUUUGGGGCUUUCUCGUGCGAUUUUGUGCAACGACUCUCUCGUAAAGCGCUUAAAAGACCUGCAACUGACGGAAAAUGUCUACAAAGGUCUCGUGGAUCACGCAAAACGAAUGUUGAAAUCAUAUUUUGACUUUCUCGUGGUCUUUAAGAACUUUGGCGAUCAAUUUGUCGAGAUGAGUGUGCGGGAACCCAGCGCUCGUGCCUCCGAAAACUUCAGAUUGUUCGGCGAAUUUCAUCGGGGACUCGAAAAAGACGGCAUCAAGAUGAUAAAAAAGCUGAAACCGGUAAUUUCGGACUUUGGCACGUACCUGCACAAGGCAAUCCCCGACACGAAGUUGACCGUGAACAAAUAUCUCGAUGCGAAAUUCGCCUAUUUGUCGUAUUGCUUGAAAGUGAAGGAGAUGGAUGACGAAGAACACAGUUUUGUGGCGUUGCAGGAGCCUUUGUAUCGUGUCGAAACGGGAAAUUACGAGUAUCGCUUGAUUUUGAGAUGUCGCUCGGAUGCCAGAACUAAAUUUUCAAAGUUGCGACAAGAUGUUCUCGAAAAAAUUGAGCUCUUAGAGGAGAAACAUAAGCGCGAUUUGAAGGGACAACUCGAAAAAUUCAUCACUGAACUUCAUAAUUUCCAUAAAGAGUCCUUAGAAAAAUUUGAACCAAUUGCGGGCCUUUUCCCGAUUGAGCUGGAUUUGAAGCCAGAUGCCUUUACGUACAACAUUCGACCAGUUUUCACGGCAGACGGCGAAGUUGUCGCCUCGGAUCACGUUUCGCAUGCCGAAGAAGCCACAGAAACGUCGACCGUGACGAACGAACCGAAGAAAAGUCAAAAAAAUGAAGCUUCGUUGCUGCAAGACGUCGCGGAGAGUUUAUUGCCAGCUUUAGAUCAAACGCCGUCCACGAAGGAAAGUGCUCUGGAAGCCACUGCGGAUUUACUAUUGGAACUUGGAUUGGCAGAUGUUGACUUGAAUAGCACCGGAACUGCGACGACAACGACAAAUAAUUCGGAUUUUACGGAUUUUUUUGAUUUUCAGUCGUUCCAACCGGUGCAACAAACCCCGACAAAACUCGAAAUGGACCUCAUGAACAGCAGUUCGCAGGAUUUGCUGACCUCAGACCCGGCGCCUUCUCUUGCGAGCACAAAUACUUUGAUUCCUGGAUUAUUUUAAGAAGAUUUUGGUUUGAAUUUGAGUAAAAAAAAUAAAAGAUUUUGA